Sesamum indicum (sesame) is the source of this 3012-nucleotide messenger RNA. RefSeq names its product putative inactive leucine-rich repeat receptor-like protein kinase At3g03770. Gene Ontology annotation, molecular function: protein kinase activity; ATP binding; receptor serine/threonine kinase binding. NCBI's taxonomy places the organism in Eukaryota, Viridiplantae, Streptophyta, Magnoliopsida, Lamiales, Pedaliaceae. The record is from RefSeq and is a predicted model, not a curated record. Gene Ontology annotation, biological process: protein phosphorylation.
CCACUGACACAUUCAUGCAGCCUUCACUCUCCAAUUCUCACAGUUGUAUGUAGACAACCAUAAAUUACAUCAACCUCCAACUUGUUGCUUUUUUUAACCUAUGACUGAAAAUCCUACUCCAUUAUUGUCUAUCAAUAUCUUCCAAUUCUCAAGAAAAAACACCACGUGCCACCACUGAUAUUAUACUCCUUCAACCAUCACUCCUUCACAUUUCCCAGCAAAAAUUCCUGCAUUUUUCUAGUUCUACUUCAUUUUUUCUUGGCUUUGGUUUCCUGUUCAUUAAUUUCUCAAACAGGGAUUUCGAUAGUGUUUAUUGCUGUUUUAGUAUGUUCCACUUUGCCACCUUCUUGAAUUUUUCAUCUGGAAUUCUUCUUUCUUGAUGAUCUGAAUCUUGUAUCAGUGUUCUUUCAGCAUUUUCUUUGUGGGUUUUGGAGAAAAUGUCAUUUUCAUGAAGCUAUUCUGAGCCUCUAGUCUUGUUGAAAUAGUUGCAGAAACUAAGCAUCAAAACUCAUGGAAAUUUCAAUAAUCUUUAUGUUACUAUGUGUAUGUUGGAGUUUGCUGAUCUGGGAUACACAUGAGCUGCAAUCCUCCCAAACCCAAGUGCUUUUGCAGCUAAGAAAGCAAUUAGAGUACCCAAAACCAUUAGACUAUUGGCUGAAUCCUGGCAUUGAUCUCUGUUUUGCCUCUUCUCCACAAGUGAACAUCACGUGCUCGAACAAUUUCGUCACUGAGAUCAGGAUAUUUGGUGAUAAGCAGUCAAGGGAUGGUAAUUUUGAUGGAUUUCCAGUUCCUUACAAGACCCUGUCACAGAAUUUCUCAAUGGAUUCACUUGUAGCAACCUUGUCAAGGCUAAAUAGCUUAAGGGUUCUGAGUUUGGUGUCAUUGGGCAUUUGGGGUCCAAUUCCUGACAAGAUUCAUCGGCUGCAGUCUCUUGCACGCUUGGAUUUGAGUUGGAACUUUCUGUACGGCUCUGUUCCUCAGACACUUCCAAGAAUCAUGAACCUUCAGAUUCUUAAAUUGGAUGGGAAUUUCUUGAAUGGUACUCUCCCUGGUUGGUUUGAUUCGUUUUCUGAUCUUACAAGUUUAAGUCUUAGUAACAACAGGUUUACUGGUCCAUUACCAUCUUCUAUGCAAAGAUUUGCCUCGUUAACAGAUAUUAAUUUGUCCAACAAUGGAAUCUCUGGCAAGUUGCUGGAUCUCAGUAGCUUAUCGAGCUUGCGUUGGCUGGAUUUGAGCAACAAUAAGUUGGAUUCUGAGCUUCCGAAUAUGCCGAAUGGAGUUGUUGCAGUUUUACUUAGCAACAACUCUUUCUCUGGGAGAAUCCCUGAGCAAUACGGCAAGCUGAAUCAGCUUCAGCAACUUGACCUAUCGUUCAAUGCUCUUAAAGAAAUGGCCCCUGCUGGAAUUUUUGCAUUGCCUAGUAUCAGCUCACUUAACUUGGCAUCGAAUGAGUUGUCAGGGUCACUACCAAUGCGUUUGAGUUGCGGUAGUAAGCUUGAAACGGUCGAUAUCUCUAAUAAUAGGUUGAGAGGUCUCUUGCCGUCCUGCUUGAGCUCUAACGUGAGAAGUCGGGUCAUUAAGUUUGGUGGGAAUUGCUUGUCGAUCGAUCUAAGAAAUCAACAUCCAGAGGCAUAUUGUGUGGAGAACACCCAAGAGAAUAAGAAAUCUCGCCAAAAGAAUGUGUGGAUAUUAGUAGGUGUCAUUGGUGGAAUUGCUGUAGUUAUGGUGUUAUUGGCUUUUGGAUUUCUUGUAUUAUGUCGGCAAUAUUGUCCUCGAGGGGCAUCAGAGCAGCACUUACUGCACAAGGCGGUGCAAGAUAACUCUGCCACAGGGUUCACGGCUGAGAUUAUAACGAAUGCCAGGUAUAUUUCUGAUGCAGCAAAGUUAGGCUCGCAAGGCACUCCAGCUCAUCGCUCGUUUUCACUAGAUGAGUUAAAGGCAGCUACCAACAACUUCGACAAGUCGGCCUUGAUGGGUGAAGGGUCAACUGGAAAGAUAUACAAAGGAAGACUGGAAGAUGGGGUGCAGGUAGCAAUACGGUGCUUGACGGUGUCGAGAAGAUAUACAAUCCGGAAUCUGAAACUCAGACUGGAUUUGUUGGCUAAGCUUCGGCAUCCUCAUCUUGUCUGCUUCUUGGGGCACUGCAUUGAGAUUGAAAGAAAAGAUGUAUCUGGUGCUAACAAGGUCUAUCUUAUUUACGAAUAUGUACCAAACGGCAACUAUCGAGCUCAUCUUUCUGAAUCUAGUACAGAGAAGGUGCUCAAAUGGUCUGAUAGACUAGCCAUUCUAAUUGGAAUUGCCAAGGCCGUUCAUUUUCUGCACACUGGAAUUAUUCCGGGUUUUUACAGCAACCGGUUGAAGGCGAACAACAUCUUGCUAAAUGAGCAUCGGAUGGGAAAACUGAGUGACUAUGGAUUGUCAGUUGUAGCUCAAGAGGUCGACAGGGACAAAGAAGAAGAUGGUCUUAAAUCAUGGCAAAUGAAGAGCCUAGAGGAUGAUAUUUACAGCUUUGGGUUUAUAUUACUAGAGUCACUUAUCGGGCCUUCAGUUCAUGCAAGAAAGGAGUCGUUUCUGCUUAACGAAAUGGUUUCUUUAGGGAAUCCAGAUGGCCAGAAGCGAAUACUUGACACAAUGGUGCUGGCAUCUGCUUCUCAAGAAUCGCUUUCAAUCGUAGUAUCCCUAACAAUCAAUUGCAUUUCGCCCGAGUCGUCAACCCGUCCGUCCUUUGAAGACAUUCUUUGGAAUUUGCAGUAUGCAGCUCAAGUGCAGGCAACAGCAGAUGGUGAUCAGAGAUCUGGGAAAACAAUACGAUCCCCUUAACUUUUUUCUCAUCUGUAUCGAUAUGCAGCUGCGAAUACGGAAUCUUUUGCAUCUAGUCUUCGGAAUGUUAAAAUGGCCUGGACGCCUAGUCAACUGUAAAUCAUGUCUAUCUGCAUACGUCCAUGCUUAAAUCACACUAAGUAUGAUUUUUUGUUGUUGAAUUGUGUAUAUUAUUGAUAGAACAACCUAUCA